This is a messenger RNA of Budorcas taxicolor (takin), 5273 nucleotides long. RefSeq names its product zinc finger and BTB domain containing 7A (gene ZBTB7A). Gene Ontology annotation, molecular function: DNA-binding transcription factor activity, RNA polymerase II-specific; protein binding; RNA polymerase II cis-regulatory region sequence-specific DNA binding. The record is from RefSeq and is a predicted model, not a curated record. The transcript is spliced from 3 exons. Gene Ontology annotation, biological process: regulation of transcription by RNA polymerase II. The coding region runs from base 151 to 1938 and encodes 595 amino acids. Lineage: Eukaryota; Metazoa; Chordata; Mammalia; Artiodactyla; Bovidae.
UGAGGGGACAGAGAGCACCCCUCUCCCCCGCCCGCGCCCCCAAAGCGCGUGACCCCGUCUCCUCUGGCCCGGACACCCCUCCUUCCCCUUGACGCCACCACCACGUGCGAACCCUGAGCCCGAGCAGAGGAGGGGGUCUCGGCGCGGAAGAUGGCCGGCGGCGUGGACGGCCCCAUCGGGAUCCCGUUCCCCGACCACAGCAGUGACAUCCUGAGCGGACUCAACGAGCAGCGGACGCAGGGCCUGCUGUGUGACGUGGUGAUCCUGGUAGAGGGCCGCGAGUUCCCCACGCACCGCUCGGUGCUAGCCGCCUGCAGCCAGUACUUCAAGAAGUUGUUCACAUCAGGCGCCGUGGUGGACCAGCAGAACGUGUACGAGAUCGACUUCGUCAGCGCUGAGGCGCUCACGGCCCUCAUGGACUUCGCCUACACGGCCACACUCACUGUCAGCACGGCCAACGUGGGCGACAUCCUCAGUGCUGCCCGCCUGCUCGAGAUCCCCGCUGUGAGCCACGUGUGCGCUGACCUCCUCGACCGGCAGAUCCUGGCAGCCGACGCAGGCGCCGAUGCCGGGCAGCUGGACCUCGUAGAUCAAAUUGAUCAGCGAAACCUCCUUCGCGCCAAGGAGUACCUCGAGUUCUUCCAGACCAAUCCCAUGAACAGCCUGCCCGCCACCGCGGCUGCCUCCUUCCCAUGGUCUGCCUUUGGCGCAUCCGACGAUGACCUGGAUGCCACCAAGGAGGCUGUGGCGGCCGCCGUGGCCGCCGUGGCUGCUGGCGACUGCAAUGGCUUGGAUUUCUACGGGCCCGGCCCCCCGGCUGAGCGGCCUUCGGCCGGGGAUGGGGAUGAGGGCGACAGCAACCCAGGUCUGUGGCCAGAGCGGGAUGAGGACGCCCCGGCAGGGGGCCUCUUCCCAACCCCCGUGGUCCCACCAUCCACCGCCACGCAGAACGGCCACUACGGCCGGGGCGGGGAGGAGGAGGCAGCCUCACUGUCGGAGGCAGCCCCGGAGCCAGGCGACUCUCCGGGUUUCCUGUCGGGCGCAGCUGAGGGCGAGGAUGCGGACGGGGCUGACGCGGACGGGCUGGCGGCCAGCACGCUGCUGCAGCAGAUGAUGUCGUCGGUGGGCCGGGCGGGGGCGACCACAGCGGGGGACAGCGAUGAGGAGUCACGGGCGGACGACAAAGGUGUUGUGGACUACUACCUGAAGUACUUCAGCGGCGCCCACGACGGGGACGUCUACCCGGCCUGGUCACAGAAGGUGGAGAAGAAGAUCCGGGCCAAGGCCUUCCAGAAGUGCCCCAUCUGCGAGAAGGUCAUCCAGGGUGCCGGCAAGCUGCCGCGCCACAUCCGGACCCACACGGGCGAGAAGCCCUACGAGUGUAACAUCUGCAAGGUCCGAUUCACCAGGCAGGACAAGCUCAAGGUGCACAUGAGGAAGCACACGGGCGAGAAGCCGUACCUGUGCCAGCAGUGCGGGGCGGCCUUUGCGCACAACUACGACCUGAAGAACCACAUGCGCGUGCACACCGGCCUGCGGCCUUACCAGUGUGACAGCUGCUGCAAGACGUUCGUGCGCUCCGACCAUCUGCACAGACACCUCAAGAAGGACGGCUGCAAUGGCGUGCCCUCCCGCCGUGGCCGCAAGCCCCGCGUGCGGGGCGGGGCGCUCGGGGGGGCCGACCCCGCUCCAGCCUCGGGGGCCCCCGUGCCCCCACCGCCUGGCGCCCCCGCCCCGCCCGGCUCGCCGGAAGAUGACACCGCCGCCGCCGCGCGGCGCAAUGGCCAGGAGAAGCACUUUAAGGACGAGGACGAGGAGGAGGACGAGGCCAGCCCCGAUGGCCUGGGCAGGUUGAAUGUAGCGAGCGCCGCAGGGGGAGGCGACGGGGGCUCCAGGGCCACCACCGCCGACGGCAGCUUCGCGGCCGGACUCGCUUGAAAAACCAAAAAAAAAAAGGCAAAACAGAAACCCGAGAAAGAGAGAGAGCAAAUCACCCACCACCCCCCAAAAACACAAAAAAAGAAAAUAUCUAUAUACAGAUAUCUAUAUCUAUAUAUAUAUAUAUAUAUAUACAGAUAUAUAUAUAUGAAGCGUCACAGAAUCUAGGGUAGUGCUUUUCUCCGAUUUUUCUCCUUCAUGACCGUUCUCCCCCUCCACGGGGACCCUUGCCCCACCUGCACCCCACCCCUAGCCCCCAGCCCCGCUUCUCCCCCACCCCAUCGAUGGCUUUUGGGGCUUGGUUUGGGGUUUUUGUGGGACACAAGGAUUCUGAACUCCCUGGGCGACCCCCACCACCACCACCACUGCCACCGGGUUUGGGGUCUGGGGUCCCAUCUGAGGCCUGAUCAGGAUCCCAGAUCCCGGCAGGGGUGAGGGUGGUCUCGGGGGAAGCCGGGGACCCAGGUGGUCUUUUCUUUUCCUUCCCUCACUGGUUUCUAGAGUCUAUGAGACAAGACCUUAAAAAAUGAUUUCUGUCUGCUGUGAGCGGACGUUAAAAUGGCCCCAUGCCCACCCCCACCCUCCUUCCUCAGGGCACUUCCUAAGUGGGGGUCUCCCCCUCCAUCUCUCUGACUGCCUCCCUGCCUCCCAUUCCUGCCUGUGGGCCCCCAUUAUAUCCUGGCCACUGCAACACAAAUCUAUUUUAUUUCCAGGCGUGGAGAAAGGGAAGAAGAUGGGGAAUAGGGGGAUGCCAGGGUGACUCCCCAGGGGCCCCCGCCGCCUUCUUUCACGGCACUUACAACCUGGUGGGACCCAGUGGGCCGGCACUGAGGGCGUCCCUGCCACCCGCGCCUUCAUCCCCUGACCCCGUGAGACGCUUGGAGAUUGUAAACUAUUUUUCUUCACCCACUCCCCUCCCCAGCCCUCUCCCAGUUUUUAAAAGCACUUUUUAUUAGAUUUUUCCCCCCCUUUUCUUCCUUAAAGACAAAAUUUAUAUAUAGAUAUAUAUAUAUAUAAAAUAUACUUUUCCUCAGAGGAGCGGACAAUAGCGAGGGGGUGAAGGAGCCGAGAGCAGGAACCCAGGGUCUCACAGUGUCAGGGAUGGGGGAGCUAGGGUGUCCAGAAGUUCCAGUGUCACAAAAAGCAAUAAAAACAAGAUUUUACAAAAACGAAAGAAAAAAAAAAACACAACAACAAGACAACCAACCACAAAUAGGAGUCUUGGCACUUUGUAACAGAACGGGUACUACACUUUAUCUUAAUUUAAAAAAAAAUGUUUACAAGUUGCAACCAACUUCUAUGAAAAGUCAAAAAGACAAAAAAAAAAAAAAACGAGCGAGCGAGAGAGAGAGCGAGCGAGAGAGAGAGCAAACAAAUUCCUAAAAGUCGAUUUAUUUUUGUACAAAAUAAUAAAAAGACAAACCCACCACAGACGUAGAAUCCACUUCUGUUCCCCGAGGUGAGCAAAGGGGGUCAGGAAGUCACGGGCGAGCGAGGGCAAAGCCUUCUAAGGCAUUUGUGCUUUACCACAGGGGCUUGCCUUCAGGCAGGACUGUGGGGUUUUUGUGUUUCUGCCGUGUCCCCCCACCCCCACCCCACCAAACCUGCCCCCUCCCCCUUCUGUCCCUUUUUGGGUUCUGAUUUUGAGAUGUCUCAUCAACUGCUAGCCAUACAGUGGCCACCAUUGUCCGCGGGGACCCUCCUUACCGACUCCCCAGCUCAGGGAUGGGCCCGAGAGAGGGCUGGCCUUCCAACCAGCCAGAGCAUUCCUGUCUCCCUGCCCUUGUCCCCCACACACCUACACACCCCCACCCUUGCUGUCCCCCAACCUCCAACAUGGCCGCCCUUCCUGUGGCCACCGGGGAGCUGCCAUCUUGGAUCCACAAUCCCCGUCGAGGUGGGCAGCAGGGGGCCCCACCUCCAGGGCCUUAGAUUCCCCCUGCACCCCUCUUUUUACUCAAAGGCACUGACUGUAAUUGGGGGCUGGCACCUGCCUCCCCCCAGCCUCUGGCCCCCACCCCCCCAAAGGCCCGGUGUUGACCGAGCCACAGGCCACGGACUGGGGCCAAGGCUGGGGAGACCCUGUUGCCAGAGGCCAGGGCACCCUUCCCCCAACCCCUAACUCCCUGUCGCAUAUGCAGCCCUAGCGUGGGACCCUGUAAAUAGACACUCUGCUGAGCUGAGACCCUUCCUAGUCAAAGCCCGAGGUGCAGGGGCAUCCCUGCCCCCCCCACUUCCAGCCACUGGCCCAUCACCCCGCACCCCUCUGUUCUGUGACAAACCCCAUCUUGUUCUUGUUUUUAAAGGGAAGCUUUUAAAGAAGGCAACUUUCAUUAUUGUUUCUACAGGAUAGUUUUUGUUUCCUCCUGCCCCCCCUACCCCCCGAGCCCAUCAGCCCCCCAAAUGUCUCAGGACACCCCCUCCUGAGGGGGGUGGCAGGGGAGCCCAGGGCCGGGUGGCCCCGUCCACACCCCAGUGUCCUGAGGCGAGCUCGAGUGCCCAGGCCAGGGACCCCCACCCCACCCCACCCCACCCCAGCUCCCAGAGAGGUUCCCUGAGGGGCUCAGCCCUCUCCUACACACCCCCUUGCAAUAAAACCAACUGAAAAAUCACAACUGUCGUCCUGGCCAGGGGGGUGACCUGACUUAGGGGAAUCCAGGCCUCUAGGACUACGGGGUGGGGAGGGGGGCCAAGGGCUGAACCCCCCGCCGAGCACACUUUAACACAAACCUCCUUGGGAAUUGCACUAAAUCCUUGCCCCUAGCUCUGCGCUCAGCUUCCGCCAGCCCUGCCCACCCACUCCGCCUUAACCCCCCUCUUGCCGCCCGCCCGCUAGCCUGUCUCGGGGGGCCACAGCAUCUGCAUGGGCCCAAAGCCGGGACCACCCCCCAACCCUCCCAGCUCAGCCCCCCACCCCCAACUCCGCGCAAUCACAUACUGUAUAUAGACGUGGAUCAAUUUUAUUUUUAUUCUUUAAAUUAAGGUCGUGAUAAAGUGUUGCCAAAGAUAACUGCUGAAUUCUCGCGUUUCAGGAAACAAACAAACAAAAAACUAUUUGAGGGGGAACGUGCUGACUGUUCAGAAAGGACACAGCAAAAAGUUUUUUUGUUUGGUUGUUUUUUUUUUUGUGGUUUCUUUUUUUGGGGUGUUUUUUUUUUUUAAACUGCCUGGUACAAAAAAAAAAAAAAGAAAAAAAGAAAAACAGCGAAAUUGUUAUUUCCAUCAUCUUGGUGAAGCUGAGUGGAUGUGUGUGUGUGCGUGUGUGUGUGAGUGAGGUCCGGGCACAGGGGGAGCUCCAGGCGGGGGCUCUGGGGGCACCCCGGGGCUGGGGGCAG